Molecule: messenger RNA, 3392 nt
Organism: Chara braunii
Lineage: Eukaryota; Viridiplantae; Streptophyta; Charophyceae; Charales; Characeae
Source: the annotation of a GenBank genome assembly
CGGCACAACAUUGACCUACUAUCACAUCACAUAUAUCGCAUUCAAGCGCAAGUUCCCGCGAAACCCUAAACCAUCUAUGUUUUCGGCGGUACCAAAAGCAGGCCACACGAUGAUCGCUGCGUAUGCGACGCACACCGGACGCUCAGAUCCACACACGUCACACAUUAUAUAACUACAACGCCUGCAUGCGGGGGGGGUACGGUAGCCCCUGGGGUGUGCUUCCCCGUUCCCCAUUGGGCCUUGUUUGAUGCCGAGAGGGUCGUCUGAAAGCGAGGGAAAAGUCAUGUUCGACGAGAACGGCGGAGUUAGAUCCACGCCUGCACGGAUAGUCGCCAUAGACCGUGCUCAUCGGUGAAUAACGUUCUGCGAAUCAAGAAGGCGGCAACCAUGGUGUUGUGAGGUAACUGGAAAGGUAGCAAACGGGAUUCAGUAAGGACAGAGACAGAGAGAAGAGCUCUUCACAGGAAUAUCUGCCGGUGCAUGUUGCCCUGAGGCCCGUGUGCGUAUACAUUUUCUGAGUGUCAUGAUUGGCGUUCUGGGCAUCCUGUGUCGAAGUAGGAGUGUGGUGGGAAAUGAGGAUCCACUAGCGUAGUUGAUCUUUGGUGAGCUAGUGAUUUUGCGUAUUGUAGAAGAGGCUGGCUGAUAAGGGACAGCUGUACGUGCAGCGCGUUUCUCAUCUGUAAGGUCAGCUAUUCCUCCUGACUAUCUCUUGGCAUAGGAUUCUCUGUCUUCCUCUCUUGGUGCGGAUCUUACCCUGGUAGGUGUGGGUACAAAACACUUGCAGCCAUGUCGGCGUCCAGGUCCUCAAAGAUGCUCCAGUAUAUCAAUUUUAGGAUGAGAGUAACGAUCCAGGAUGGACGGCAGCUUAUUGGCAAGUUCUUGGCCUUCGACAAGCACAUGAACCUAGUGUUGGGCGAUUGUGAGGAAAUGCGGAAAUUACCUCCUGUGAGAGGCAGUGCGGAGAAGGAGAGGGAGGAGAGAAGAACCUUGGGUCUGGUUCUGCUAAGAGGGGAGGAGGUGGUGUCAAUGGCAGUGGAGGGGCCUCCUCCCUAUGAGGAGGCGAGAGCUAGGGCUCAUGCUGCAUCACAGGGCGGUCCAGGAAUGGGGAGAGCUGCAGGCCGAGGAAUUCCUACGGCUCCUCUGGGACAUGCACCCCAGGGGCUAGCAGGUCCGAUGAGGGGUCUAGGGGGACCAGCGCCAGGGAUGAUGAUGCCGCAAGCAGGGCGAGGCGGAGUUGCCCAAGUUUCAGCGGCCCCAGUUACUUACGGAGCACCCACCAGUGCUCCCCAAGGGCAAAUCCGACCUCCCAUGACGUUCCUGCCACCUUCAGGGGGACCGUCUGCAGGGGUCCGUCAGGGAAUGCCACCUCCAGGGUCAAUGUCGAUGCCAAUGCGGCCUCCCCUGAUUGGGGGGCCGCCGUCGUCAGGGAUGGGUGGGCCACCGCAGGUGGGUGUACAGCAGCGGCCAGGCAUGCCACCACCAGGCGGGCCAUCUUCCACACAGACCCUAAUGGGCUCAGGAGGAGCACCACCUUCGGCGCACCUAGGCGGUCCUGUCCCACAGUCAUCAACGACCGGGCAGUCAAUGAUGACUCAGCAAGGCCAACCAGGCAUGGGACUACCCCAGUCAAUGAUGCCUCCACCUGGAAUAGCAGGAAUGCCCCCAAUGAUGCGGCCUCCCAUGGCAGGUAAUGCCAUGAUGAGACCUCCACCCCCUCCGCCAAACCUCUUCCAGUCUGGUGGUCCUCCCAGACCAGGGAUGCCACCACCGCCGAUGGGCAGUGGUCCACCCCGCCCGGGGAUGCCACCACCACCCAUGGGAGCCCCUGGAAUGAUGCCACCUGGUGGUGCCCUCCCUCCCAGGCCAGGCAUGCCUGGUGGCCCUCCAAAUAUGCAGCCACCUCCACAGCGUUAACCGCAGUUCUUUUGUCUCUAUCAACAGUGACUGUGUGUGAGAGAGAGAGGGAUGGAUGGAGGGAAGGAGCAUCUGCGUGUGUGUGUGUGUGUGUGUGUGUGUGAGGGAGAGAGAGAGAGAGAGAGAGACGGGGGAAACUUCCGGUAACCGAGGGAGCUGCGAAAGAGCCCCGGGGAAUGGGGAGGUCGGAUAACGCUGCGGGGAGGGGGGGGGGGAGGGAGGGGGAAGAGAGACACAGAGAGAGAGAGAGAGAGAGAGAGAGAGAGAGAGAGAGAAUUCUCUAGGGUUUUGUUCUUCUGUCGUCUUGCUUUUUCGUUUGCUAGACGAAACGGUUGCGGGGAGAGAGAGAGAGAGAGAGAGUAUUCUGUAGGGUUUUGUUCUUCUGUCGUCUUGCUUUUUCGUUUGCUACACCAAACGUUUGCAGGGAGAGAGAGAGAGAGAGAGAGAGAGAGAGAGAGAGAGAGAGAGAGAGAGAGAGACGGGGGAAACUUCCGAUAACCAAGGGAGUUAUGAAAGAUCCCGGGGGAUGGUGGGGAAGUCAGGGGAGGUCGGAUAACGCUGGGAAGAGAGAGAGAGAGAGAGAGAGAGAGAGAGAGAGAGAGAGAGAGUUCUUUUUGUUAUCUGGCAUUUUGACUUUCAUAUUCUCUGUUUUUAUCCGUGUGGUGUUCCCACUUGGACAUUUUUUCUGCAUUCUACGGUAGGGCCUCCGCUCAGUUUUAGGAUCCUCGCUUCCAUUGGCAUAACCAGGGAAGAGAAAGACGAGGAGGGAGAGGUAGAGAGCGAGUGAGUGAGAGCGGGAGACAGGAGCACUUCGAAAGAUAAUUCGAGAUCGAUGAAGCAAGAGUAGAGGGAGAGGGGCCAGCGAGAGAGGAGGGUGGCGAAUGGUGGUCGAGCGGGGGGGAGAGAGAGAGAGAGAGAGAGAGAGAGAGAGAGAGAGAAAUGGCAGAGCAUGGUCGUCUUCACGAAGUUUGUGUACUUGUGUUUUGGAUUUUGUUUCUUGGAUGUUGGUUUCGUUUUGUCCGAGUUUGUUUUUAUUCAUUAAGUUACUUGGAAGUUCUCAUCUUCUCAUAUCGUCAUCUUCCUGGAACAAGCUUUGCGUUGAACUAUUUCGCAGACGGUAGACGUCGUUCGAAAUUACGGUCCAGCAGUAUUCUUCUCUCUCUCUCUCUCUCUCUCUUUCUCUGUGGGAAUGAGCAGAGAGAAAGAGGGGUGUUUCUCACUGGCCUUCGCUCUCGAUAGACGGAACACGAAAUAUCCCUCCAGCAGUAUUCUUCCUGAUCCCUUUCUCUCUCUCACUGCCUCUCUCUCUCUCCCUCUCUGUGUGAAUGUGCAGAGAGAAAGCCGGGUGUCUCUCGCUGGCCCUCGCUCCUGAGAGACGGAACUCGAGUAGAGUCAGUCUCGCCAGCUGGUUAUUUUAACAGAUUAUGGGAUAUCCACUUAAUGAAACCUCACAAGAGAAACAAAAUGUUCAACCGUGG